Molecule: messenger RNA, 2322 nt
Organism: Lathyrus sativus (Indian pea)
Lineage: Eukaryota; Viridiplantae; Streptophyta; Magnoliopsida; Fabales; Fabaceae
Source: the annotation of a GenBank genome assembly
AUGGCGGCCACCGAUGCUCAAACCUCGCUCCGCCACGCCUUCGGUAACGUUCUCGUGUUCUUCAUCCUGAUCUUGAUCGGUGUUCUCGCAUUCUCGAUCCGUCUCUUCUCCGUUAUAAAGUACGAGAGUGUUAUUCAUGAAUUUGAUCCUUAUUUCAACUACAGAGUCACUCAGUUUUUGUCAAAGAAUGGAAUAUAUGAUUUCUGGAACUGGUUUGAUGACCGAACUUGGUAUCCCCUUGGCCGUGUCAUUGGUGGGACUGUCUAUCCUGGUUUGACCUUGACAGCAGGCACUUUGUGGUGGGUAUUGAAUUCCUUGAACAUACCUCUCUCGGUUGAAACUGUUUGUGUAUUUACUGCACCUAUAUUCUCAGCAUUUGCCUCGUGGGCAACUUAUCUAUUAACAAAGGAGGUUAAGGGUUCCGGAGCUGGCUUGACAGCAGCACUUUUUUUGGCUAUGGUCCCAUCAUAUAUUUCUCGAUCUGUGGCAGGAAGCUAUGAUAAUGAAGCUGUUGCUAUAUUUGCUUUGAUCUUCACUUUCUAUCUCUAUAUUAAGACGCUGAAUACAGGGUCCCUCUUUUAUGCCACUUUGAACUCAAUUGCAUACUUCUACAUGGUUUGCUCAUGGGGAGGAUACACUUUUAUCAUUAACCUAAUUCCAAUGCAUGCACUCUUAUGCAUUGUAACUGGCCGCUAUUCUUCUCGGCUUUAUAUUGCAUAUGCACCUUUUGUUAUAUUGGGCACACUGUUGGCCUCACUGGUACCUGUUGUUGGUUUUAAUGCUGUAAUGACAUCCGAGCAUUUUGCAUCAUUUCUGGUUUUCAUUCUCAUCCAUGUGGUGGCUCUUGUAUACUAUAUUAAAGGAAUACUGUCACCAAAAAUGUUCAAAGUAGCCGUGACACUUGUUGUUUCUGGUGGCCUGGCAGUAUGUUUUGCAAUGAUAGCAGUACUUAUUGCAAUGGUAGCUUCAAGCCCAACAAUGGGAUGGAGUGGAAGAAGUUUAAGUCUAUUAGAUCCUACUUAUGCAAGCAAGUACAUACCAAUCAUUGCUAGUGUUAGUGAGCAUCAGCCGCCAACUUGGCCUUCUUAUUUUAUGGACAUUAAUGUCUUGGCGUUUCUGGUUCCAGCUGGCAUUAUUGCAUGCUUUUCGCCUCUAUCUGAUGCAAGCUCUUUUGUGAUACUUUAUAUUGUUACAUCGGUGUAUUUUUCCGGUGUCAUGGUUCGCCUGAUGCUUGUGCUUGCUCCAGCGGCUUGCAUCUUGUCUGGGAUUGCUCUUUCUCAAGCUUUUGAUGUUUUCACUAGAUCGAUUAAAUUUCAGCUACCCAGUCUGUCAGUUGAUUCUGAUGUUGAUGCUGGAGGUGCCAGUUCUGAAAGUGUUGUGCCGGAUGAUACUCUGAAGACUGAUAAAACUGAGGACACACAUAAGGAACGGACCUCAAAGAAGAGCAGGAAGAAGGAAAAAGAACCUGUGGAAAAGCCUCCCAGCAAGUCAAAAAUUAAGAAAAGGCUUUCGGUUUUACCUCUGGAAACAUCCAUCAUUGCUAUUGUCUUACUUGUAUUGCUGGGUGCCUUCUAUGUGGUUCACAGUGUAUGGGCAGCAGCAGAAGCUUAUUCAGCCCCAUCUAUCGUCCUAACAUCACAUUCACAUGACGGGCUUCAUGUUUUUGAUGAUUUUAGAGAGGCUUAUGCUUGGUUGAGUCAUAACACAGAAGUAGACGAUAAAGUGGCAUCUUGGUGGGAUUACGGAUAUCAAACAACUGCCAUGGCUAACCGAACUGUUAUUGUUGACAACAAUACCUGGAAUAACACGCAUAUUGCUACUGUUGGUACUGCAAUGUCUUCUCCAGAAAAGGCUGCUUGGGAAAUUUUCCACUCUUUGGAUGUCAAAUACGUUCUUGUUGUCUUUGGAGGAUUGGUGGGGUAUCCCAGUGAUGAUAUUAACAAGUUCCUGUGGAUGGUUCGUAUUGGAGGGGGUGUAUUCCCUCACAUAAAGGAACCUGAUUACUUGAGGGAUGGCCAAUAUCGAAUUGAUUCUAUGGCCACACCAACAAUGCUUAACUCCCUCAUGUAUAAACUUUCAUAUUACAGAUUUGUGGAGACAGACGGUAAAGCAUUUGACAGAGUGAGGCGGACAGAGAUUGGAAAGAAAUAUUUCAAACUUACGCACUUUGAAGAGGUGUUCACAACCCAUCAUUGGAUGGUACGGUUAUACAAGUUGAAACCUCCAAAGAACAGGAUUAGGGGAAAGAUCAAAAAAACAAAAUCUAAAUCAACCCCAAAAACUGUCUCAAAAAGGAAAGGACUAAAAAGGAACCCUUUUUAG